AUGACGCCACAAGAAGAAACAAACCAUCUGAAUUCAAAGUCCGACAACAAGAAUGUUGCUACUACUCAAAACGAAGCUGAAGAUUGGAAACCUAAACGAAUUACGGCCCUUUCUAAGAGAAAAAAAUUGUCGAGGAAAUUAUUGGGAGAUGUUUCUGGUUAUGAUGAAGGUGAAUUAUUGAAUUUGUUUGAUGAGGCAGAAUUUCAAGGAAAUAUUGUUCUCAUGAUGAAAAUAUUGAAUAGGCUUAUUGAAUGCAAAAUUAUUUAUUUUGAUUUUAUGCAUCGAAUGAUGAAUGUUUAUUCGAAAUAUGGAAUUAGAGAUUUUGAAAAUAAUUGUACAACUUUUGAAAUAGACCACACUUUUGUGAACAACAAAACUCAGGAAGUGGAGAGAAAAGAGACAAUACAAGGAGAAGAUUUUUACAACCAAUAUUCGCAUAUUAUUGAACUGUUUCAAUAUUUUAUUGAAAUGGAAGAUACUAUGUCGCAUAGAUCUCAUGCCUGCGAUACAAUAGCUGUUUGUCUCUAUACAAUUUUCAACAAGAUUACUGUAGACACAUAUGGAUAUAUUGAGGGUGUAUAUAUUUCUAAAGGUAGUCCCAAGACUGUAUUGUUAACGUCACAGCUAGUUUUUGAAAAAGCUCUUGAAUUUCUAAAGCAAGCUCUUAACAUGGACAAUUUUAAUUCGAAUUCUGAAAAGCUGAAUUGUUAUAGACAUUUCCAAGAGUGCUAUUACUUUUUUGGACAACGCUUGGCAUCAAAGAAAGAUUCUGAAAAGGCUUUUGAAAUGUAUUGCAAAGGAAUUGAGUGGGUAAAAUUCGAAUUCCAUGCAUCGCCAAAUACUUCAGGGCAAAAUGUAAAGGAUUUCAUUGUGAAUAAUAAUUUUGUCUCUAAGAUUAUGCAAAGUAUAAGAUCGAAUUUUGAACCAAGCCUCCAAUAUUUGACCAAGUUUGAGCACAUUAUCCAAUCCGCUGAAAUUACUCCUCAAUGUUUCUGUUCCACAUGCAAACAAUAA
Naegleria fowleri is the source of this 1014-nucleotide messenger RNA. RefSeq lists its product as uncharacterized. Lineage: Eukaryota; Heterolobosea; Eutetramitea; Acrasida; Naegleriidae. The transcript has a single exon. The coding region runs from base 1 to 1014 and encodes 337 amino acids. The record is from RefSeq and is a predicted model, not a curated record.